UGCUGCCAGACCACAUGCAACUGAAAUGAUGUUGGCACCCUUUUGUAAUGCAAAGGAGAUGGAGGUGUCACCUUGCCAUUUGUUGUGUGUGAAAAUCAUACAAAUAAAAAAUCUACGAAAGGCAGAUUUAUGUGAGUAUCCCCUUGCUUCCACAAAUCUGGGGGCAAUGUUGACUUCUAACAGGGGUUCUGUGCAGGAGAAGUGCCUUCACGCAACACGUUUGACAUGGUGGUAACAUAGCAAAACUGCUGCCCUUGUGCCAAAGCAGAUAAGCAAGGAAAAGAUGCUAAGAUUAUAUAAUUCAUUUCUUUUGUUUAUUUAAUUCUUUCAAAGGAAAAAUUGUGUUCCUUUGUGUGCCCCAAAGUGCACAAACUUUAAAUCCCAGAAUGUUUUGCAUUCGACAUGCUGUUAAGGCUUUGAAACCCCUCCAGCAUCUCUCUGAUGAAAAUAGGGACAUCUUGUUCCAUUACUACUACUACUACUACUACUACUACCAGUACUAACUACUACUAUUACUACUAUUAUUCUAUUUAUACCCCAUCCAUUUGACUGGGUUGCCCCAGCCACUCUGGGCAGCUUCUAACAUAUAUAAAAACAUAAUCAAACAUUAAACAUAUUUAAAAACUUUCCUAUACAGGGCUGCCUUCAGAUCAGACCCUCCAAAUCUGAUGUCCCUGAUUUAGAGAAGCCGUCCCGGUUUCUGAUUUGAUCCUGGAAUGUCUCUAUUUUCAUUGGAGAAAUGUUGGUGGGUAUGGGGUUAUUCAACUCCCAAGCUGUCUGAAGGCAAUCCUGUAUAGGGAAGGUUUUUUAAAAAUAUAUGUUUAAUGUUUUAUUAUGUUUUUAUAUAUGUUGGAAGCUGGCCAGAGUGGCUGGGGCAACCCAAUAAGAUGUGUGGUGUAUAAUUAGUAUCAUCAUCAUUAUGGAAUGGGGCGUCCUUAUUUUCACCGGAGAAAUGUUGGAGGGGAUGUCAGAUUGUUUGAGGGUUGGAUAACUCAAUAUAUCUUCCAAGAUUCCUCAGAUGAAAUUAGGAACAUCCUAAGGAAAAGCAGAGGACGAGGUGGUUGGACAGUGUUCUCGAAGCUACGAACAUGAGUUUGACCAAACUGCGGGAGGCAUUGCAAGACAGGAGUGCCUGGCGUGCUAUGGUCCAUGGGGUCACGAAGAGUCGGACACGACUAAACGACUAAACAACAACAACAAGGAAAAGCAGGGGCAUUCCGGGAUCAAAUCAGAAACCUGGAUGGUUUCUGUAAAUCUGGGACUGUCCUUGGAAAAUAGGGACAAAUGGAGGUCUGGCUCUGAGGCCUAAUGAAGGCUAGAGGAGCAAUCCUUUGCUUUGACACCCGACACUCACUGCAGCUGAAAGUUAGCCAGUCUGAUGGCUAUGUGAGCUUGUACCUGCCAACAGCUUCAUUUGAAAGACCUCGGACCAAGACUAUUAAGGACUGUAAGGAUCCAGUAUGGAAUGAAACCUUCUACUUCAGGAUACAGACGCAGGUCAAAAAUGUUUUGGAGAUGGUGGUUCACGAUGAAGACCACUGCCUCAUGGAUAAUAAUCUCUGCACUGUUCUCUUUGAUGUUUCCAAGAUCCAGCUUGGAGAAAGAGUUUGCCUCACAUUUCCAUUGGAUCCAAAAAUUCCAGAAACUCUGGAGGUAGAGUUUAGCCGGGAGAGCAUCCCAGUUCCUCAUGAGCAUAUUGUUACUAAUGGCGUAUUAGUGUCUCGUGAAAUUUCCUGUUUGGGUGUACAGGUGAAUGGAGGGACAGCAAUGAACAAGAAACCAGGAGAGGAAAACUUCACAUUCUCUGCAAAAGGAUCCUAUGAAGAGAGCCAGGACUUUACGUUGGGUUCUGAGCUGGGCCCUGCUGAUCCUCUUGUGUUUCACUGCAUCAAGUAUAUGGACUCUGCACUGGAGAUUGAACCAGCAAAGAAGCCACACUCUUGUAUUCCUGGUGAAAGUAAUGAUGCAAAUAAAAGACUUUGCUUCACUUUGCCUCUUGAUUCUCUUAGUAUGGAAAAGGAAGUGACCAUAGGCAAGGACAAAACAGUUGAUCUACGUGUGAACGUGAAAGAAUGGCUGAAAAACCUGGAUGUGCGUUUGGGGUAUGAACUAUGUAUAGAUGAACAAACAGUUAUACAGAAACGGAAGAAGCUUGUUGCAGCUGCCCUGGAAAGGGCUCUCGGCUUAAAGAAGGGCUUACAAGAUCAUGAGGUGCCAGUGGUGGCUGUCAUGACAACAGGAGGAGGUGCCAGGGCAUUCACAGCUUUGCAUGGCAACCUCUAUGGACUUCAAAAAUUGAAUCUCUUAGAUUGUAUUUCAUACAUCACUGGAUCUUCUGGCUCCACAUGGGCCUUAUCAAAUCUUUAUGAACAUGCUGACUGGUCACAGCAAGACCUUUCAGGAGCAAUUUCAGAGGCUCGCAAGAAUAUGACCAAAUGCAAGCUGGACUUGUUUUCCCUCCAAAACUUAAAGGAAUACAGUGCUGCACUGGAACAUCGGCAAAAGCAAGGCUACAAAACGUGUAUCACUGAUCUUUGGGGACUUUUCAUUGACAAAGCAUUGAGCAACGGGAGAUGCAGCGACACACUCUCAGGCCAGAAGCGUGGCCUGACUCACAGUCAAAACCCCCUGCCUAUAUACAUGGUACUCAACACCAAGGACCACUAUAGCCUUGCAGAAUUUAAAGAAUGGAUGGAAUUCACUCCUUUUGAGGUUGGAAUAAUAAAAUAUGGGGCCUAUGUUCGUGCUGAGGACUUUGGAAGUAAAUUCUUCAUGGGACGCCUGAUGAGGAAACUUCCAGAAUCUGGAAUCUGUUUCAUGAAAGGUGUGUGGAGUAAUGUAUUUUCUUAUAACCUACUGGAUUCCUGGCGUGCACUUGAUUCUUCGGAAGAAGGCCUGUGGUACAAGCUUACCAGGGACAGAGUAGAGGAUAUUGAAGAAAGACCACCUCAGCCACCAAAAGCAGAUGAACUGAAUACUCACCUGGUUAUCCCUGCCAAUAAAUUCAUGAAGAUCCUUCGUGAAGUCUUAACAGAAAGCAUAACAACCUCAAAGUUCUACAAUUUCAUAAAGGAAUUCCAAUUAAAUGAUGGAUAUCUAGAUAAUAAGAAUUUUGCCAUAUGGAAAGAUACUGCUCUAGACACUCUUCCCAACCAGCUGACAGCUACAUCAGAAUACCUGUCCAUCGUAGAUACUGCAGCAUAUAUAGAUAUCAGCUACCCACCGCUCCUGAGGCCUGAGAGGAAAGUGGAUGUCAUUAUACAUUUAAAUUAUUCUUCAGGAUCACAAACAUCUCCUUUACACGAAGCCUCCAGAUACUUUGCCAAGCAAGGAAUUCCUUUCCCCAAAAUAGAUCUGAGUCAUAUUAAGGAUAAGGAUCUGAAGGAGUGCUAUGUCUUUGAAGAUCUCGAGAAUUCAAAAGCACCCAUUGUGAUUUUCUUUCCCCUGAUAAAUGACACAUUCCGAAAAUAUAAAGCACCAGGUGUGGAACGCAGCCCCUCUGAACUGAAGCAGGGUGACGUUAAUGUGACUGGUCCCUUUUCUCCAUAUGGACUCCAAAGCUUUACAUAUACAGAGGAGGAUUUUGAUAAACUGGUGGGAUUGACCAGCUACAAUAUUCAGAAUAAUGAAGAUUCGAUCCUCCACGCUUUGCGAAGAGCAGUAGAGAGAAAAAGACACCAAACAAAAUAGGCAUUAUGGGGAAACCUAUCCAGAAGAUAGAUGCAUAUCUUUUGCAUUGAGUUAAUCAUUAUAUAUUUAUAUAUAAUAAUGUGCUAUGUUUUCCACAGAUUAGUUCAUCUUCACUGGCUACCUCAGCUUAAAAUAAUAUAGUCUUACUGCACUUUGAAAAUGUAUGUAGCCCAGUAGUUUGCAAACCAUUUGUUCUGGAAACCUAAAGAAUUUGACUUAGCUGCUACUCAGGACUUUCCUGAGCCCCCUGUUAUGUACAGUGGUACCUCGAGUUACAAACGCUUCGAGUUAUAAACACUUCAGGUUACAAACUCCGCUAACCCAAAAGUAGUACCUUGGGUUGAGAACUUUGCCCCAUGAUGGGAACGGAAAUGAGAACGGAAAUGAGAACAGGGCAGCGGGAGGCCCCAUUAGUGAAAGCGCGCCUCAGGUUAAGAAGAAGAAGAGUUUGGAUUUGAUAUCUUGUUUUAUCACUACCCUAAGGAGUCUCAAAGUGGCUAACAAUCUCCUUUCCCUUCUUCCCCCACAACAAACACUCUGUGAGUCGUCCGUGCCUGGACCUAUUGGUCAGGGGUCCCUUUACCUUUACCUUUUUACACUUUUGUCUUUAUGAAACAAACUGGAGAUUGUCAAUAUAAGCUAAUAAUUUAUGUUUACUCUUUUUCCUCCAGUAGUUUUACACAUGGAGGGAUUCUUCAGGGAACUGGUGGCAUAUUAUUUAUUAACAAUUAAACUUGCAGGCUACUACUCA
Zootoca vivipara (common lizard) is the source of this 4441-nucleotide messenger RNA. The record is from RefSeq and is a predicted model, not a curated record. NCBI's taxonomy places the organism in Eukaryota, Metazoa, Chordata, Lepidosauria, Squamata, Lacertidae.